AUGGACCCAACAGCAGAGUAUGUCCUGCUCAUGGACUUCAUCCCUGUUGACGACAAAAGAUACAGAUACGCCUUCCACAGCUCGUCCUGGCUGGUGUCAGGCAGGGCAGACGCGGCAGCCCCCAGUCGGAUGCACUUCCACCCGGACUCUCCGGCUCGCGGCGCACAGUGGAUGAAACAGACCGUGUCCUUUGACUGCCUGAAGCUCACCAACAACCUGCUGGAUGACAACGGCCACAUGAUCCUAAACUCUAUGCAUCGUUACCAGCCCCGGUUUCAUGUGGUCUUUGUGGAUCCAGCUCCAAACAGCUAUUUAAACGCUCAGAGAAACUUCACCUCCUUCUCUUUCCUGGAGACACGCUUCAUAGCCGUCACCGCCUACCAAAACCACAGGAUCACGCAGCUGAAGAUUGCCAGUAAUCCGUUUGCCAAAGGCUUCAGGAGCACAGACACUCAGGAAUGGGCAAGCAGCUCCAGGACUCUUCCAAUGUUGUGUCCACCAGACAACAGACGGGGGCGCCGCUCAUCCAAGGAGCAGGACUGGAACUCAAGUCUGAACCAUCUGAACAUUACUGCAAUAUUACCAAUCGGUUACUGA
Messenger RNA from Knipowitschia caucasica, 597 nucleotides. Lineage: Eukaryota; Metazoa; Chordata; Actinopteri; Gobiiformes; Gobiidae. The record is from the annotation of a GenBank genome assembly.